AUGUUAUUGACAACAAAACACUCUGACCAAGUCAUCGAAAUACAAAAAAGGGACAGGAUAAUAAAAAAGCCCCUCUUUGUCGAAGAUUAUAUUACAGGAAAAUCCUACAUAGAUCGUUCUGAUCAAAUGUCAUCUUACAGUACACCUUUGAAGAAGACUAUAAAAUGGUAUAAAAAAGUGGCCCAUGAUAUUCUUUUAUCCACAUCAUCGGUCAAUGCAUUAUCAUUAUUUAAGUCUGUAACCAAGAAUAAAUCCAUAACAAUAACUACUUUCAAAGAAGAAAUUGUCAAGCAGCUACUAUAUGUAUAA
Messenger RNA from Macrosiphum euphorbiae (potato aphid), 309 nucleotides. The record is from the annotation of a GenBank genome assembly. NCBI's taxonomy places the organism in Eukaryota, Metazoa, Arthropoda, Insecta, Hemiptera, Aphididae.